GUAUAUCUCUCCCGAGGCCCAAGCGCGGCCCCUUCGGCUCCGACCUCACCCCGAGGUGGGCGUUGUGUACGGGCGGCGCUGCGGAGACCUCCACCCAGGACGGCUCUCCCUCCCCGGGCCUCUCCCCUCUUCCCCGCGAGUGCCCUAGUCUUGUAGGCCUCUUGGAUCUAGUUCGUGGGGUGAGGUGAGAGCAGGCCCGGGGAGGGUGCUUAUCGCCGAGGAGCCGCAGUCACAAGCAAGAUGAUAGAGGUACUAACAACUGACUCUCAGAAACUGCUACACCAGCUGAAUGCCCUUUUGGAACAGGAGUUGAGAUGUCAGCCAAAGGUCUGCGGCUUGAGACUAAUUGAAUCAGCACAUGAUAAUGGCCUCAGAAUGACGGCAAGGCUAAGGGACUUUGAAGUAAAAGAUCUUCUUAGUCUAACUCAGUUUUUUGGCUUUGACACGGAAACGUUCUCUCUAGCUGUGAAUUUACUGGACAGAUUCCUGUCCAAAAUGAAGGUACAGCCCAAACACCUGGGGUGUGUUGGUCUGAGCUGCUUCUAUUUAGCUGUAAAAUCAGUAGAAGAGGAAAGGAAUGUCCCAUUGGCAACUGACUUGAUCCGAAUAAGCCAGUAUAGGUUCACAGUUUCAGACCUGAUGAGAAUGGAAAAAAUUGUAUUGGAGAAGGUGUGUUGGAAAGUUAAAGCUACUACUGCCUUUCAAUUUCUACAACUCUAUUACUCACUCAUUCAAGAGAACUUGCCAUUUGAAAGGAAAAAUAGCCUUAAUUUUGAAAGACUAGAAGCUCAACUUAAGGCAUGCCACUGCAGGAUCAUAUUUUCUAAAGCAAAGCCUUCUGUGUUGGCAUUGUCUAUCAUUGCACUGGAGAUCCAAGCACAGAAGUAUGUAGAGUUAACAGAAGGAGUAGAAUGUCUUCAGACACAUUCCAAGAUAAAUGGCAGAGAUUUGACCUUCUGGCAAGAACUCGUAUCCAAGUGUUUAACUGAAUAUUCAUCAAACAAGUGUUCCAAACCAAAUGUUCAGAAGUUGAAAUGGAUUGUUUCUGGGCGUACUGCACGGCAACUGAAGCAUAGUUACUACAAAAUAACCCACCUUCCAACAAUUCCUGAAAUGGUCCCUUAACUGGACUAUUAUGGCAAUGGAAAACUUGGAAGCCCUUCUCCACAAUCCUGAGCUAUGGAUUCCAUAAUAAUAUAAUGGAUUUAAGCUGUGAGACCUCAAAACAUCACAACUAGAGUAGCAUUGAUGCUCAGGUUUGGGAAAACUGCAUAUUAUUCUGAACUGGAAUUAUACUAAAAUUUGAAUUCAUCUGUGAAGCAUAAAAUCAAGGGUGUAAGAGCAUAAGUGAGAUGCUAAUGACAAGCCUGUCAAGAUAAACUGUGAAUCUUCAUUUCUAACAUUGAUCCUACUUUGUAUAUUGGGUCAAUAUAUUGCAUUUAGAUGAUAUUAAAAAUGGUGACCUACUUAAUUUAAAUUUUAAAUAUAUGAGGCUUAUAUCAAAACCAACAUUUCAGAAAUGCACUUUUAAGGUAUAACAAAUGUUACUAUUUUAGGCAGUAAAAGUGGUUUGUUGUGACCCAUAAAGCAAGUAACUGACUAUCCAGAAAUGCGGACUUCAUUGCUACAUAGGAAUUAAUUUAAAUUUGAGAGCAUUUUAUAUAAAGCAAAAAACUGCAGACCUAGUAAUCUUUACAUAUUAUCUUCAAUGUUUUUUUCUAGAAAACAAGUAAUGUUUGUAUCCAUGACAAAUUUUUAUACAAAAUCUGCCUCAAUCUAGUCCUACUGACAAAAUUUGUUUUUGUAUCAGUAAAUCAAAUUAACAUCACUCCAAAAACUUACUAACACUCCAGAAGUUUUUAUACUAAGGACUGUUUGUAUAAAAUUGCCAUUGUUUCUAAAUUUGAAUUUUGUUUUAAAGGAAGUAAAUAGACGUCCACUAACUGCCCCUACUGUGCCAAAAAGAAAAUCUUAAGUAGGUAUCUUCAUAAUUAUCAGGUUGCAACGGUAGUGUUCAGGAUUUUCUACUAAGUCAGUCAGUGUAAGGAGAUCUACAGCAUUAAAAGUGUUGUAAACGGUUACUCAGUGCAGUGUGCAGCCCAAGUCCAUCCAGAAUGGCAGUACCUGAUUUUGACAUCAUGUUAUGAAUAAAUAACUGGAUAAUAAACCAAAGAACCACAGUAUAUCUUACACUUUUGUAAACUGUGUUUUAUGGAUAACUUUUCAGUUUUCCCAAACUUCACUACCAUUAAAUUUUGCUACUAAGGGAUAUACCUUUCAAUAAAGUCAUUGAAAUGCAUA
Messenger RNA from Manis javanica (Malayan pangolin), 2301 nucleotides. RefSeq names its product cyclin G1 (gene CCNG1). NCBI's taxonomy places the organism in Eukaryota, Metazoa, Chordata, Mammalia, Pholidota, Manidae. The record is from RefSeq and is a predicted model, not a curated record.